Molecule: messenger RNA, 806 nt
Organism: Cucurbita maxima (winter squash)
Lineage: Eukaryota; Viridiplantae; Streptophyta; Magnoliopsida; Cucurbitales; Cucurbitaceae
Exons: 1
Coding region: 121-567 (148 amino acids)
Source: RefSeq, a predicted model, not a curated record
CUUCCCAUUUCUGCGUCAUUUCGUCUUUCCUUUAUAUCCCUUCAAUGGCUUCCACUAGUUGAACAAAACCCUCCAUCCCCACAAUCCCAAUUCACUUAAGACCUCUGUUCUCUCUCUCCCAUGGCGACCCAUCAAACCAGGCCGCCUCCCACGCCUUAUUCACCUCUAAACGAGGAACAAGAACACCUUCAUGACACCGACGAGGCCGUUCCCUCAAAUGGGUGCGCCUGCUUUCAGCUUUUCGGGUUCGGAUUCAAUCGGAACGGCAAUUACGAAGAGGGAAAUCUUCUACAGCAGCAACGGGGACGGGAAGAGGAGUUUUGGAUGGUGAAGAAAUUGAAGAAGUUGAAGGAGGUUUCAGAAAUGGUGGCUGGACCCAAAUGGAAGAACUUCAUAAGAAAAAUGGGAGGCUAUUUGAAGGGGAGAAAACAGAGGAACAGGUUUCAGUAUGACCCUGAAAGCUAUGCUCUGAAUUUCGAUGGCGGGCUUGAUGGAGAAGACGAUCGCCCCCCAAUUGGCUUCUCUUCGAGGUUUGCUGUGCCAUUGGCUUCAAGGGAACAACAUUAAAGGAAUUGAUUGGUUAAUGGAAAUACUUGGGGAAUUGUUUGGACUGAUUCGUUUAUUUGUUAGUGUGUGUAUAUGGAGAAAUUUUGAUCGUUCUUGUUAUUGUUCUUGUUCAUGUUCAUAAUUGACUUAUGGCAUAAAUGUUAAAUCUAGAUUUUGAUUCGUCAACAGAUGUAAGAAACAACGGAAGUGGCAAACAUUUUUAAAUAUGAUGAAGAAAAGAAUAGGAAGAAUUAAAUAAU